GGGAGAGGGAGUCAAAACCAAGGAGGAGGAGGCGACACCAGGGGAGAGGAGUCAAAACCAAGGAGGAGGAGGCGACACCAGGGGAGAGGAGUCAAAACCAGGAGGAGGAGGCGACACCAGGGGAGAGGAGUCAAAACCAAGGAGGAGGAGGCGACACCAGGGGAGAGGAGUCAAAACCAAGGAGGAGGAGGCGACACAGGGGAGAGGAGUCAAAACCAAGGAGGAGGAGGCGACACCAGGGGAGAGGAGUCAAACCAAGGAGGAGGAGGCGACACCAGGGGAGAGGAGUCAAAACCAAGGAGGAGGAGGCGACCCAGGGGAGAGGAGUCAAAACCAAGGAGGAGGAGGCGACACCAGGGGAGAGGAGUCAAAACCAAGGAGGAUGGAGGCGACACCAGGGGAGAGGAGUCAAAACCAGGAGGGAGGGAGGCGACACCAGGGGAGAGAGAAGUCAAAAAACCAAGGAGGAGGAGGCGAACACCAGGGGAGAGGAGUCAAAAACCAAGGAGGAGGAGGCGACACCAGGGAGAGGAGUCAAAAACCAAGGGAGGAGGAGGCGACACCAGGGGAGAGUAGUCAAAAACCAAGGAGGAGGAGGAGGCGACACCAGGGGAGAGGAGUCCAAACCAAGGAGGAGGAGGCGACACCAGGGGGAGAGGAGUCAAAACCAAGGAGGAGGAGCGACACCAGGGGAGAGGAGUCAAAACCAAGGAGGAGGAGGCGACACCAGGGGAGAGGAGUCAAAACCAAGGAGGAGGAGGCGACACCAGGGGAGAGGAGUCAAAACCAAGGAGGAGGAGGCGACACCAGGGGAGAGGAGUCAAAACCAAGGAGGAGGAGGCGACACCAGGGGAGAGGAGUCAAAACCAAGGAGGAGGAGGCGACACCAGGGGAGAGGAGUCAAAACCAAGGAGGAGGAGGCGACACCAGGGGAGAGGAGUCAAAACCAAGGAGGAGGAGGCGACACCAGGGGAGAGGAGUCAAAACCAAGGAGGAGGAGGCGACACCAGGGGAGAGGAGUCAAAACCAAGGAGGAGGAGGCGACACCAGGGGAGAGGAGUCAAAACCAAGGAGGAGGAGGCGACACCAGGGGAGAGGAGUCAAAACCAAGGAGGAGGAGGCGACACCAGGGGAGAGGAGUCAAAACCAAGGAGGAGGAGGCGACACCAGGGGAGAGGAGUCAAAACCAAGGAGGAGGAGGCGACACCAGGGGAGAGGAGUCAAAACCAAGGAGGAGGAGGCGACACCAGGGGAGAGGAGUCAAAACCAAGGAGGAGGAGGCGACACCAGGGGAGAGGAGUCAAAACCAAGGAGGAGGAGGCGACACCAGGGGAGAGGAGUCAAAACCAAGGAGGAGGAGGCGACACCAGGGGAGAGGAGUCAAAACCAAGGAGGAGGAGGCGACACCAGGGGAGAGGAGUCAAAACCAAGGAGGAGGAGGCGACACCAGGGGAGAGGAGUCAAAACCAAGGAGGAGGAGGCGACACCAGGGGAGAGGAGUCAAAACCAAGGAGGAGGAGGCGACACCAGGGGAGAGGAGUCAAAACCAAGGAGGAGGAGGCGACACCAGGGGAGAGGAGUCAAAACCAAGGAGGAGGAGGCGACACCAGGGGAGAGGAGUCAAAACCAAGGAGGAGGAGGCGACACCAGGGGAGAGGAGUCAAAACCAAGGAGGAGGAGGCGACACCAGGGGAGAGGAGUCAAAACCAAGGAGGAGGAGGCGACACCAGGGGAGAGGAGUCAAAACCAAGGAGGAGGAGGCGACACCAGGGGAGAGGAGUCAAAACCAAGGAGGAGGAGGCGACACCAGGGGAGAGGAGUCAAAACCAAGGAGGAGGAGGCGACACCAGGGGAGAGGAGUCAAAACCAAGGAGGAGGAGGCGACACCAGGGGAGAGGAGUCAAAACCAAGGAGGAGGAGGCGACACCAGGGGAGAGGAGUCAAAACCAAGGAGGAGGAGGCGACACCAGGGGAGAGGAGUCAAAACCAAGGAGGAGGAGGCGACACCAGGGGAGAGGAGUCAAAACCAAGGAGGAGGAGGCGACACCAGGGGAGAGGAGUCAAAACCAAGGAGGAGGAGGCGACACCAGGGGAGAGGAGUCAAAACCAAGGAGGAGGAGGCGACACCAGGGGAGAGGAGUCAAAACCAAGGAGGAGGAGGCGACACCAGGGGAGAGGAGUCAAAACCAAGGAGGAGGAGGCGACACCAGGGGAGAGGAGUCAAAACCAAGGAGGAGGAGGCGACACCAGGGGAGAGGAGUCAAAACCAAGGAGGAGGAGGCGACACCAGGGGAGAGGAGUCAAAACCAAGGAGGAGGAGGCGACACCAGGGGAGAGGAGUCAAAACCAAGGAGGAGGAGGCGACACCAGGGGAGAGGAGUCAAAACCAAGGAGGAGGAGGCGACACCAGGGGAGAGGAGUCAAAACCAAGGAGGAGGAGGCGACACCAGGGGAGAGGAGUCAAAACCAAGGAGGAGGAGGCGACACCAGGGGAGAGGAGUCAAAACCAAGGAGGAGGAGGCGACACCAGGGGAGAGGAGUCAAAACCAAGGAGGAGGAGGCGACACCAGGGGAGAGGAGUCAAAACCAAGGAGGAGGAGGCGACACCAGGGGAGAGGAGUCAAAACCAAGGAGGAGGAGGCGACACCAGGGGAGAGGAGUCAAAACCAAGGAGGAGGAGGCGACACCAGGGGAGAGGAGUCAAAACCAAGGAGGAGGAGGCGACACCAGGGGAGAGGAGUCAAAACCAAGGAGGAGGAGGCGACACCAGGGGAGAGGAGUCAAAACCAAGGAGGAGGAGGCGACACCAGGGGAGAGGAGUCAAAACCAAGGAGGAGGAGGCGACACCAGGGGAGAGGAGUCAAAACCAAGGAGGAGGAGGCGACACCAGGGGAGAGGAGUCAAAACCAAGGAGGAGGAGGCGACACCAGGGGAGAGGAGUCAAAACCAAGGAGGAGGAGGCGACACCAGGGGAGAGGAGUCAAAACCAAGGAGGAGGAGGCGACACCAGGGGAGAGGAGUCAAAACCAAGGAGGAGGAGGCGACACCAGGGGAGAGGAGUCAAAACCAAGGAGGAGGAGGCGACACCAGGGGAGAGGAGUCAAAACCAAGGAGGAGGAGGCGACACCAGGGGAGAGGAGUCAAAACCAAGGAGGAGGAGGCGACACCAGGGGAGAGGAGUCAAAACCAAGGAGGAGGAGGCGACACCAGGGGAGAGGAGUCAAAACCAAGGAGGAGGAGGCGACACCAGGGGAGAGGAGUCAAAACCAAGGAGGAGGAGGCGACACCAGGGGAGAGGAGUCAAAACCAAGGAGGAGGAGGCGACACCAGGGGAGAGGAGUCAAAACCAAGGAGGAGGAGGCGACACCAGGGGAGAGGAGUCAAAACCAAGGAGGAGGAGGCGACACCAGGGGAGAGGAGUCAAAACCAAGGAGGAGGAGGCGACACCAGGGGAGAGGAGUCAAAACCAAGGAGGAGGAGGCGACACCAGGGGAGAGGAGUCAAAACCAAGGAGGAGGAGGCGACACCAGGGGAGAGGAGUCAAAACCAAGGAGGAGGAGGCGACACCAGGGGAGAGGAGUCAAAACCAAGGAGGAGGAGGCGACACCAGGGGAGAGGAGUCAAAACCAAGGAGGAGGAGGCGACACCAGGGGAGAGGAGUCAAAACCAAGGAGGAGGAGGCGACACCAGGGGAGAGGAGUCAAAACCAAGGAGGAGGAGGCGACACCAGGGGAGAGGAGUCAAAACCAAGGAGGAGGAGGCGACACCAGGGGAGAGGAGUCAAAACCAAGGAGGAGGAGGCGACACCAGGGGAGAGGAGUCAAAACCAAGGAGGAGGAGGCGACACCAGGGGAGAGGAGUCAAAACCAAGGAGGAGGAGGCGACACCAGGGGAGAGGAGUCAAAACCAAGGAGGAGGAGGCGACACCAGGGGAGAGGAGUCAAAACCAAGGAGGAGGAGGCGACACCAGGGGAGAGGAGUCAAAACCAAGGAGGAGGAGGCGACACCAGGGGAGAGGAGUCAAAACCAAGGAGGAGGAGGCGACACCAGGGGAGAGGAGUCAAAACCAAGGAGGAGGAGGCGACACCAGGGGAGAGGAGUCAAAACCAAGGAGGAGGAGGCGACACCAGGGGAGAGGAGUCAAAACCAAGGAGGAGGAGGCGACACCAGGGGAGAGGAGUCAAAACCAAGGAGGAGGAGGCGACACCAGGGGAGAGGAGUCAAAACCAAGGAGGAGGAGGCGACACCAGGGGAGAGGAGUCAAAACCAAGGAGGAGGAGGCGACACCAGGGGAGAGGAGUCAAAACCAAGGAGGAGGAGGCGACACCAGGGGAGAGGAGUCAAAACCAAGGAGGAGGAGGCGACACCAGGGGAGAGGAGUCAAAACCAAGGAGGAGGAGGCGACACCAGGGGAGAGGAGUCAAAACCAAGGAGGAGGAGGCGACACCAGGGGAGAGGAGUCAAAACCAAGGAGGAGGAGGCGACACCAGGGGAGAGGAGUCAAAACCAAGGAGGAGGAGGCGACACCAGGGGAGAGGAGUCAAAACCAAGGAGGAGGAGGCGACACCAGGGGAGAGGAGUCAAAACCAAGGAGGAGGAGGCGACACCAGGGGAGAGGAGUCAAAACCAAGGAGGAGGAGGCGACACCAGGGGAGAGGAGUCAAAACCAAGGAGGAGGAGGCGACACCAGGGGAGAGGAGUCAAAACCAAGGAGGAGGAGGCGACACCAGGGGAGAGGAGUCAAAACCAAGGAGGAGGAGGCGACACCAGGGGAGAGGAGUCAAAACCAAGGAGGAGGAGGCGACACCAGGGGAGAGGAGUCAAAACCAAGGAGGAGGAGGCGACACCAGGGGAGAGGAGUCAAAACCAAGGAGGAGGAGGCGACACCAGGGGAGAGGAGUCAAAACCAAGGAGGAGGAGGCGACACCAGGGGAGAGGAGUCAAAACCAAGGAGGAGGAGGCGACACCAGGGGAGAGGAGUCAAAACCAAGGAGGAGGAGGCGACACCAGGGGAGAGGAGUCAAAACCAAGGAGGAGGAGGCGACACCAGGGGAGAGGAGUCAAAACCAAGGAGGAGGAGGCGACACCAGGGGAGAGGAGUCAAAACCAAGGAGGAGGAGGCGACACCAGGGGAGAGGAGUCAAAACCAAGGAGGAGGAGGCGACACCAGGGGAGAGGAGUCAAAACCAAGGAGGAGGAGGCGACACCAGGGGAGAGGAGUCAAAACCAAGGAGGAGGAGGCGACACCAGGGGAGAGGAGUCAAAACCAAGGAGGAGGAGGCGACACCAGGGGAGAGGAGUCAAAACCAAGGAGGAGGAGGCGACACCAGGGGAGAGGAGUCAAAACCAAGGAGGAGGAGGCGACACCAGGGGAGAGGAGUCAAAACCAAGGAGGAGGAGGCGACACCAGGGGAGAGGAGUCAAAACCAAGGAGGAGGAGGCGACACCAGGGGAGAGGAGUCAAAACCAAGGAGGAGGAGGCGACACCAGGGGAGAGGAGUCAAAACCAAGGAGGAGGAGGCGACACCAGGGGAGAGGAGUCAAAACCAAGGAGGAGGAGGCGACACCAGGGGAGAGGAGUCAAAACCAAGGAGGAGGAGGCGACACCAGGGGAGAGGAGUCAAAACCAAGGAGGAGGAGGCGACACCAGGGGAGAGGAGUCAAAACCAAGGAGGAGGAGGCGACACCAGGGGAGAGGAGUCAAAACCAAGGAGGAGGAGGCGACACCAGGGGAGAGGAGUCAAAACCAAGGAGGAGGAGGCGACACCAGGGGAGAGGAGUCAAAACCAAGGAGGAGGAGGCGACACCAGGGGAGAGGAGUCAAAACCAAGGAGGAGGAGGCGACACCAGGGGAGAGGAGUCAAAACCAAGGAGGAGGAGGCGACACCAGGGGAGAGGAGUCAAAACCAAGGAGGAGGAGGCGACACCAGGGGAGAGGAGUCAAAACCAAGGAGGAGGAGGCGACACCAGGGGAGAGGAGUCAAAACCAAGGAGGAGGAGGCGACACCAGGGGAGAGGAGUCAAAACCAAGGAGGAGGAGGCGACACCAGGGGAGAGGAGUCAAAACCAAGGAGGAGGAGGCGACACCAGGGGAGAGGAGUCAAAACCAAGGAGGAGGAGGCGACACCAGGGGAGAGGAGUCAAAACCAAGGAGGAGGAGGCGACACCAGGGGAGAGGAGUCAAAACCAAGGAGGAGGAGGCGACACCAGGGGAGAGGAGUCAAAACCAAGGAGGAGGAGGCGACACCAGGGGAGAGGAGUCAAAACCAAGGAGGAGGAGGCGACACCAGGGGAGAGGAGUCAAAACCAAGGAGGAGGAGGCGACACCAGGGGAGAGGAGUCAAAACCAAGGAGGAGGAGGCGACACCAGGGGAGAGGAGUCAAAACCAAGGAGGAGGAGGCGACACCAGGGGAGAGGAGUCAAAACCAAGGAGGAGGAGGCGACACCAGGGGAGAGGAGUCAAAACCAAGGAGGAGGAGGCGACACCAGGGGAGAGGAGUCAAAACCAAGGAGGAGGAGGCGACACCAGGGGAGAGGAGUCAAAACCAAGGAGGAGGAGGCGACACCAGGGGAGAGGAGUCAAAACCAAGGAGGAGGAGGCGACACCAGGGGAGAGGAGUCAAAACCAAGGAGGAGGAGGCGACACCAGGGGAGAGGAGUCAAAACCAAGGAGGAGGAGGCGACACCAGGGGAGAGGAGUCAAAACCAAGGAGGAGGAGGCGACACCAGGGGAGAGGAGUCAAAACCAAGGAGGAGGAGGCGACACCAGGGGAGAGGAGUCAAAACCAAGGAGGAGGAGGCGACACCAGGGGAGAGGAGUCAAAACCAAGGAGGAGGAGGCGACACCAGGGGAGAGGAGUCAAAACCAAGGAGGAGGAGGCGACACCAGGGGAGAGGAGUCAAAACCAAGGAGGAGGAGGCGACACCAGGGGAGAGGAGUCAAAACCAAGGAGGAGGAGGCGACACCAGGGGAGAGGAGUCAAAACCAAGGAGGAGGAGGCGACACCAGGGGAGAGGAGUCAAAACCAAGGAGGAGGAGGCGACACCAGGGGAGAGGAGUCAAAACCAAGGAGGAGGAGGCGACACCAGGGGAGAGGAGUCAAAACCAAGGAGGAGGAGGCGACACCAGGGGAGAGGAGUCAAAACCAAGGAGGAGGAGGCGACACCAGGGGAGAGGAGUCAAAACCAAGGAGGAGGAGGCGACACCAGGGGAGAGGAGUCAAAACCAAGGAGGAGGAGGCGACACCAGGGGAGAGGAGUCAAAACCAAGGAGGAGGAGGCGACACCAGGGGAGAGGAGUCAAAACCAAGGAGGAGGAGGCGACACCAGGGGAGAGGAGUCAAAACCAAGGAGGAGGAGGCGACACCAGGGGAGAGGAGUCAAAACCAAGGAGGAGGAGGCGACACCAGGGGAGAGGAGUCAAAACCAAGGAGGAGGAGGCGACACCAGGGGAGAGGAGUCAAAACCAAGGAGGAGGAGGCGACACCAGGGGAGAGGAGUCAAAACCAAGGAGGAGGAGGCGACACCAGGGGAGAGGAGUCAAAACCAAGGAGGAGGAGGCGACACCAGGGGAGAGGAGUCAAAACCAAGGAGGAGGAGGCGACACCAGGGGAGAGGAGUCAAAACCAAGGAGGAGGAGGCGACACCAGGGGAGAGGAGUCAAAACCAAGGAGGAGGAGGCGACACCAGGGGAGAGGAGUCAAAACCAAGGAGGAGGAGGCGACACCAGGGGAGAGGAGUCAAAACCAAGGAGGAGGAGGCGACACCAGGGGAGAGGAGUCAAAACCAAGGAGGAGGAGGCGACACCAGGGGAGAGGAGUCAAAACCAAGGAGGAGGAGGCGACACCAGGGGAGAGGAGUCAAAACCAAGGAGGAGGAGGCGACACCAGGGGAGAGGAGUCAAAACCAAGGAGGAGGAGGCGACACCAGGGGAGAGGAGUCAAAACCAAGGAGGAGGAGGCGACACCAGGGGAGAGGAGUCAAAACCAAGGAGGAGGAGGCGACACCAGGGGAGAGGAGUCAAAACCAAGGAGGAGGAGGCGACACCAGGGGAGAGGAGUCAAAACCAAGGAGGAGGAGGCGACACCAGGGGAGAGGAGUCAAAACCAAGGAGGAGGAGGCGACACCAGGGGAGAGGAGUCAAAACCAAGGAGGAGGAGGCGACACCAGGGGAGAGGAGUCAAAACCAAGGAGGAGGAGGCGACACCAGGGGAGAGGAGUCAAAACCAAGGAGGAGGAGGCGACACCAGGGGAGAGGAGUCAAAACCAAGGAGGAGGAGGCGACACCAGGGGAGAGGAGUCAAAACCAAGGAGGAGGAGGCGACACCAGGGGAGAGGAGUCAAAACCAAGGAGGAGGAGGCGACACCAGGGGAGAGGAGUCAAAACCAAGGAGGAGGAGGCGACACCAGGGGAGAGGAGUCAAAACCAAGGAGGAGGAGGCGACACCAGGGGAGAGGAGUCAAAACCAAGGAGGAGGAGGCGACACCAGGGGAGAGGAGUCAAAACCAAGGAGGAGGAGGCGACACCAGGGGAGAGGAGUCAAAACCAAGGAGGAGGAGGCGACACCAGGGGAGAGGAGUCAAAACCAAGGAGGAGGAGGCGACACCAGGGGAGAGGAGUCAAAACCAAGGAGGAGGAGGCGACACCAGGGGAGAGGAGUCAAAACCAAGGAGGAGGAGGCGACACCAGGGGAGAGGAGUCAAAACCAAGGAGGAGGAGGCGACACCAGGGGAGAGGAGUCAAAACCAAGGAGGAGGAGGCGACACCAGGGGAGAGGAGUCAAAACCAAGGAGGAGGAGGCGACACCAGGGGAGAGGAGUCAAAACCAAGGAGGAGGAGGCGACACCAGGGGAGAGGAGUCAAAACCAAGGAGGAGGAGGCGACACCAGGGGAGAGGAGUCAAAACCAAGGAGGAGGAGGCGACACCAGGGGAGAGGAGUCAAAACCAAGGAGGAGGAGGCGACACCAGGGGAGAGGAGUCAAAACCAAGGAGGAGGAGGCGACACCAGGGGAGAGGAGUCAAAACCAAGGAGGAGGAGGCGACACCAGGGGAGAGGAGUCAAAACCAAGGAGGAGGAGGCGACACCAGGGGAGAGGAGUCAAAACCAAGGAGGAGGAGGCGACACCAGGGGAGAGGAGUCAAAACCAAGGAGGAGGAGGCGACACCAGGGGAGAGGAGUCAAAACCAAGGAGGAGGAGGCGACACCAGGGGAGAGGAGUCAAAACCAAGGAGGAGGAGGCGACACCAGGGGAGAGGAGUCAAAACCAAGGAGGAGGAGGCGACACCAGGGGAGAGGAGUCAAAACCAAGGAGGAGGAGGCGACACCAGGGGAGAGGAGUCAAAACCAAGGAGGAGGAGGCGACACCAGGGGAGAGGAGUCAAAACCAAGGAGGAGGAGGCGACACCAGGGGAGAGGAGUCAAAACCAAGGAGGAGGAGGCGACACCAGGGGAGAGGAGUCAAAACCAAGGAGGAGGAGGCGACACCAGGGGAGAGGAGUCAAAACCAAGGAGGAGGAGGCGACACCAGGGGAGAGGAGUCAAAACCAAGGAGGAGGAGGCGACACCAGGGGAGAGGAGUCAAAACCAAGGAGGAGGAGGCGACACCAGGGGAGAGGAGUCAAAACCAAGGAGGAGGAGGCGACACCAGGGGAGAGGAGUCAAAACCAAGGAGGAGGAGGCGACACCAGGGGAGAGGAGUCAAAACCAAGGAGGAGGAGGCGACACCAGGGGAGAGGAGUCAAAACCAAGGAGGAGGAGGCGACACCAGGGGAGAGGAGUCAAAACCAAGGAGGAGGAGGCGACACCAGGGGAGAGGAGUCAAAACCAAGGAGGAGGAGGCGACACCAGGGGAGAGGAGUCAAAACCAAGGAGGAGGAGGCGACACCAGGGGAGAGGAGUCAAAACCAAGGAGGAGGAGGCGACACCAGGGGAGAGGAGUCAAAACCAAGGAGGAGGAGGCGACACCAGGGGAGAGGAGUCAAAACCAAGGAGGAGGAGGCGACACCAGGGGAGAGGAGUCAAAACCAAGGAGGAGGAGGCGACACCAGGGGAGAGGAGUCAAAACCAAGGAGGAGGAGGCGACACCAGGGGAGAGGAGUCAAAACCAAGGAGGAGGAGGCGACACCAGGGGAGAGGAGUCAAAACCAAGGAGGAGGAGGCGACACCAGGGGAGAGGAGUCAAAACCAAGGAGGAGGAGGCGACACCAGGGGAGAGGAGUCAAAACCAAGGAGGAGGAGGCGACACCAGGGGAGAGGAGUCAAAACCAAGGAGGAGGAGGCGACACCAGGGGAGAGGAGUCAAAACCAAGGAGGAGGAGGCGACACCAGGGGAGAGGAGUCAAAACCAAGGAGGAGGAGGCGACACCAGGGGAGAGGAGUCAAAACCAAGGAGGAGGAGGCGACACCAGGGGAGAGGAGUCAAAACCAAGGAGGAGGAGGCGACACCAGGGGAGAGGAGUCAAAACCAAGGAGGAGGAGGCGACACCAGGGGAGAGGAGUCAAAACCAAGGAGGAGGAGGCGACACCAGGGGAGAGGAGUCAAAACCAAGGAGGAGGAGGCGACACCAGGGGAGAGGAGUCAAAACCAAGGAGGAGGAGGCGACACCAGGGGAGAGGAGUCAAAACCAAGGAGGAGGAGGCGACACCAGGGGAGAGGAGUCAAAACCAAGGAGGAGGAGGCGACACCAGGGGAGAGGAGUCAAAACCAAGGAGGAGGAGGCGACACCAGGGGAGAGGAGUCAAAACCAAGGAGGAGGAGGCGACACCAGGGGAGAGGAGUCAAAACCAAGGAGGAGGAGGCGACACCAGGGGAGAGGAGUCAAAACCAAGGAGGAGGAGGCGACACCAGGGGAGAGGAGUCAAAACCAAGGAGGAGGAGGCGACACCAGGGGAGAGGAGUCAAAACCAAGGAGGAGGAGGCGACACCAGGGGAGAGGAGUCAAAACCAAGGAGGAGGAGGCGACACCAGGGGAGAGGAGUCAAAACCAAGGAGGAGGAGGCGACACCAGGGGAGAGGAGUCAAAACCAAGGAGGAGGAGGCGACACCAGGGGAGAGGAGUCAAAACCAAGGAGGAGGAGGCGACACCAGGGGAGAGGAGUCAAAACCAAGGAGGAGGAGGCGACACCAGGGGAGAGGAGUCAAAACCAAGGAGGAGGAGGCGACACCAGGGGAGAGGAGUCAAAACCAAGGAGGAGGAGGCGACACCAGGGGAGAGGAGUCAAAACCAAGGAGGAGGAGGCGACACCAGGGGAGAGGAGUCAAAACCAAGGAGGAGGAGGCGACACCAGGGGAGAGGAGUCAAAACCAAGGAGGAGGAGGCGACACCAGGGGAGAGGAGUCAAAACCAAGGAGGAGGAGGCGACACCAGGGGAGAGGAGUCAAAACCAAGGAGGAGGAGGCGACACCAGGGGAGAGGAGUCAAAACCAAGGAGGAGGAGGCGACACCAGGGGAGAGGAGUCAAAACCAAGGAGGAGGAGGCGACACCAGGGGAGAGGAGUCAAAACCAAGGAGGAGGAGGCGACACCAGGGGAGAGGAGUCAAAACCAAGGAGGAGGAGGCGACACCAGGGGAGAGGAGUCAAAACCAAGGAGGAGGAGGCGACACCAGGGGAGAGGAGUCAAAACCAAGGAGGAGGAGGCGACACCAGGGGAGAGGAGUCAAAACCAAGGAGGAGGAGGCGACACCAGGGGAGAGGAGUCAAAACCAAGGAGGAGGAGGCGACACCAGGGGAGAGGAGUCAAAACCAAGGAGGAGGAGGCGACACCAGGGGAGAGGAGUCAAAACCAAGGAGGAGGAGGCGACACCAGGGGAGAGGAGUCAAAACCAAGGAGGAGGAGGCGACACCAGGGGAGAGGAGUCAAAACCAAGGAGGAGGAGGCGACACCAGGGGAGAGGAGUCAAAACCAAGGAGGAGGAGGCGACACCAGGGGAGAGGAGUCAAAACCAAGGAGGAGGAGGCGACACCAGGGGAGAGGAGUCAAAACCAAGGAGGAGGAGGCGACACCAGGGGAGAGGAGUCAAAACCAAGGAGGAGGAGGCGACACCAGGGGAGAGGAGUCAAAACCAAGGAGGAGGAGGCGACACCAGGGGAGAGGAGUCAAAACCAAGGAGGAGGAGGCGACACCAGGGGAGAGGAGUCAAAACCAAGGAGGAGGAGGCGACACCAGGGGAGAGGAGUCAAAACCAAGGAGGAGGAGGCGACACCAGGGGAGAGGAGUCAAAACCAAGGAGGAGGAGGCGACACCAGGGGAGAGGAGUCAAAACCAAGGAGGAGGAGGCGACACCAGGGGAGAGGAGUCAAAACCAAGGAGGAGGAGGCGACACCAGGGGAGAGGAGUCAAAACCAAGGAGGAGGAGGCGACACCAGGGGAGAGGAGUCAAAACCAAGGAGGAGGAGGCGACACCAGGGGAGAGGAGUCAAAACCAAGGAGGAGGAGGCGACACCAGGGGAGAGGAGUCAAAACCAAGGAGGAGGAGGCGACACCAGGGGAGAGGAGUCAAAACCAAGGAGGAGGAGGCGACACCAGGGGAGAGGAGUCAAAACCAAGGAGGAGGAGGCGACACCAGGGGAGAGGAGUCAAAACCAAGGAGGAGGAGGCGACACCAGGGGAGAGGAGUCAAAACCAAGGAGGAGGAGGCGACACCAGGGGAGAGGAGUCAAAACCAAGGAGGAGGAGGCGACACCAGGGGAGAGGAGUCAAAACCAAGGAGGAGGAGGCGACACCAGGGGAGAGGAGUCAAAACCAAGGAGGAGGAGGCGACACCAGGGGAGAGGAGUCAAAACCAAGGAGGAGGAGGCGACACCAGGGGAGAGGAGUCAAAACCAAGGAGGAGGAGGCGACACCAGGGGAGAGGAGUCAAAACCAAGGAGGAGGAGGCGACACCAGGGGAGAGGAGUCAAAACCAAGGAGGAGGAGGCGACACCAGGGGAGAGGAGUCAAAACCAAGGAGGAGGAGGCGACACCAGGGGAGAGGAGUCAAAACCAAGGAGGAGGAGGCGACACCAGGGGAGAGGAGUCAAAACCAAGGAGGAGGAGGCGACACCAGGGGAGAGGAGUCAAAACCAAGGAGGAGGAGGCGACACCAGGGGAGAGGAGUCAAAACCAAGGAGGAGGAGGCGACACCAGGGGAGAGGAGUCAAAACCAAGGAGGAGGAGGCGACACCAGGGGAGAGGAGUCAAAACCAAGGAGGAGGAGGCGACACCAGGGGAGAGGAGUCAAAACCAAGGAGGAGGAGGCGACACCAGGGGAGAGGAGUCAAAACCAAGGAGGAGGAGGCGACACCAGGGGAGAGGAGUCAAAACCAAGGAGGAGGAGGCGACACCAGGGGAGAGGAGUCAAAACCAAGGAGGAGGAGGCGACACCAGGGGAGAGGAGUCAAAACCAAGGAGGAGGAGGCGACACCAGGGGAGAGGAGUCAAAACCAAGGAGGAGGAGGCGACACCAGGGGAGAGGAGUCAAAACCAAGGAGGAGGAGGCGACACCAGGGGAGAGGAGUCAAAACCAAGGAGGAGGAGGCGACACCAGGGGAGAGGAGUCAAAACCAAGGAGGAGGAGGCGACACCAGGGGAGAGGAGUCAAAACCAAGGAGGAGGAGGCGACACCAGGGGAGAGGAGUCAAAACCAAGGAGGAGGAGGCGACACCAGGGGAGAGGAGUCAAAACCAAGGAGGAGGAGGCGACACCAGGGGAGAGGAGUCAAAACCAAGGAGGAGGAGGCGACACCAGGGGAGAGGAGUCAAAACCAAGGAGGAGGAGGCGACACCAGGGGAGAGGAGUCAAAACCAAGGAGGAGGAGGCGACACCAGGGGAGAGGAGUCAAAACCAAGGAGGAGGAGGCGACACCAGGGGAGAGGAGUCAAAACCAAGGAGGAGGAGGCGACACCAGGGGAGAGGAGUCAAAACCAAGGAGGAGGAGGCGACACCAGGGGAGAGGAGUCAAAACCAAGGAGGAGGAGGCGACACCAGGGGAGAGGAGUCAAAACCAAGGAGGAGGAGGCGACACCAGGGGAGAGGAGUCAAAACCAAGGAGGAGGAGGCGACACCAGGGGAGAGGAGUCAAAACCAAGGAGGAGGAGGCGACACCAGGGGAGAGGAGUCAAAACCAAGGAGGAGGAGGCGACACCAGGGGAGAGGAGUCAAAACCAAGGAGGAGGAGGCGACACCAGGGGAGAGGAGUCAAAACCAAGGAGGAGGAGGCGACACCAGGGGAGAGGAGUCAAAACCAAGGAGGAGGAGGCGACACCAGGGGAGAGGAGUCAAAACCAAGGAGGAGGAGGCGACACCAGGGGAGAGGAGUCAAAACCAAGGAGGAGGAGGCGACACCAGGGGAGAGGAGUCAAAACCAAGGAGGAGGAGGCGACACCAGGGGAGAGGAGUCAAAACCAAGGAGGAGGAGGCGACACCAGGGGAGAGGAGUCAAAACCAAGGAGGAGGAGGCGACACCAGGGGAGAGGAGUCAAAACCAAGGAGGAGGAGGCGACACCAGGGGAGAGGAGUCAAAACCAAGGAGGAGGAGGCGACACCAGGGGAGAGGAGUCAAAACCAAGGAGGAGGAGGCGACACCAGGGGAGAGGAGUCAAAACCAAGGAGGAGGAGGCGACACCAGGGGAGAGGAGUCAAAACCAAGGAGGAGGAGGCGACACCAGGGGAGAGGAGUCAAAACCAAGGAGGAGGAGGCGACACCAGGGGAGAGGAGUCAAAACCAAGGAGGAGGAGGCGACACCAGGGGAGAGGAGUCAAAACCAAGGAGGAGGAGGCGACACCAGGGGAGAGGAGUCAAAACCAAGGAGGAGGAGGCGACACCAGGGGAGAGGAGUCAAAACCAAGGAGGAGGAGGCGACACCAGGGGAGAGGAGUCAAAACCAAGGAGGAGGAGGCGACACCAGGGGAGAGGAGUCAAAACCAAGGAGGAGGAGGCGACACCAGGGGAGAGGAGAGUCAAAACCAAGGAGGAGGAGGCGACACCAGGGGAGAGGAGUCAAAACCAAGGAGGAGGAGGCGACACCAGGGGAGAGGAGUCAAAACCAAGGAGGAGGAGGCGACACCAGGGGAGAGGAGUCAAAACCAAGGAGGAGGAGGCGACACCAGGGGAGAGGAGUCAAAACCAAGGAGGAGGAGGCGACACCAGGGGAGAGGAGUCAAAACCAAGGAGGAGGAGGCGACACCAGGGGAGAGGAGUCAAAACCAAGGAGGAGGAGGCGACACCAGGGGAGAGGAGUCAAAACCAAGGAGGAGGAGGCGACACCAGGGGAGAGGAGUCAAAACCAAGGAGGAGGAGGCGACACCAGGGGAGAGGAGUCAAAACCAAGGAGGAGGAGGCGACACCAGGGGAGAGGAGUCAAAACCAAGGAGGAGGAGGCGACACCAGGGGAGAGGAGUCAAAACCAAGGAGGAGGAGGCGACACCAGGGGAGAGGAGUCAAAACCAAGGAGGAGGAGGCGACACCAGGGGAGAGGAGUCAAAACCAAGGAGGAGGAGGCGACACCAGGGGAGAGGAGUCAAAACCAAGGAGGAGGAGGCGACACCAGGGGAGAGGAGUCAAAACCAAGGAGGAGGAGGCGACACCAGGGGAGAGGAGUCAAAACCAAGGAGGAGGAGGCGACACCAGGGGAGAGGAGUCAAAACCAAGGAGGAGGAGGCGACACCAGGGGAGAGGAGUCAAAACCAAGGAGGAGGAGGCGACACCAGGGGAGAGGAGUCAAAACCAAGGAGGAGGAGGCGACACCAGGGGAGAGGAGUCAAAACCAAGGAGGAGGAGGCGACACCAGGGGAGAGGAGUCAAAACCAAGGAGGAGGAGGCGACACCAGGGGAGAGGAGUCAAAACCAAGGAGGAGGAGGCGACACCAGGGGAGAGGAGUCAAAACCAAGGAGGAGGAGGCGACACCAGGGGAGAGGAGUCAAAACCAAGGAGGAGGAGGCGACACCAGGGGAGAGGAGUCAAAACCAAGGAGGAGGAGGCGACACCAGGGGAGAGGAGUCAAAACCAAGGAGGAGGAGGCGACACCAGGGGAGAGGAGUCAAAACCAAGGAGGAGGAGGCGACACCAGGGGAGAGGAGUCAAAACCAAGGAGGAGGAGGCGACACCAGGGGAGAGGAGUCAAAACCAAGGAGGAGGAGGCGACACCAGGGGAGAGGAGUCAAAACCAAGGAGGAGGAGGCGACACCAGGGGAGAGGAGUCAAAACCAAGGAGGAGGAGGCGACACCAGGGGAGAGGAGUCAAAACCAAGGAGGAGGAGGCGACACCAGGGGAGAGGAGUCAAAACCAAGGAGGAGGAGGCGACACCAGGGGAGAGGAGUCAAAACCAAGGAGGAGGAGGCGACACCAGGGGAGAGGAGUCAAAACCAAGGAGGAGGAGGCGACACCAGGGGAGAGGAGUCAAAACCAAGGAGGAGGAGGCGACACCAGGGGAGAGGAGUCAAAACCAAGGAGGAGGAGGCGACACCAGGGGAGAGGAGUCAAAACCAAGGAGGAGGAGGCGACACCAGGGGAGAGGAGUCAAAACCAAGGAGGAGGAGGCGACACCAGGGGAGAGGAGUCAAAACCAAGGAGGAGGAGGCGACACCAGGGGAGAGGAGUCAAAACCAAGGAGGAGGAGGCGACACCAGGGGAGAGGAGUCAAAACCAAGGAGGAGGAGGCGACACCAGGGGAGAGGAGUCAAAACCAAGGAGGAGGAGGCGACACCAGGGGAGAGGAGUCAAAACCAAGGAGGAGGAGGCGACACCAGGGGAGAGGAGUCAAAACCAAGGAGGAGGAGGCGACACCAGGGGAGAGGAGUCAAAACCAAGGAGGAGGAGGCGACACCAGGGGAGAGGAGUCAAAACCAAGGAGGAGGAGGCGACACCAGGGGAGAGGAGUCAAAACCAAGGAGGAGGAGGCGACACCAGGGGAGAGGAGUCAAAACCAAGGAGGAGGAGGCGACACCAGGGGAGAGGAGUCAAAACCAAGGAGGAGGAGGCGACACCAGGGGAGAGGAGUCAAAACCAAGGAGGAGGAGGCGACACCAGGGGAGAGGAGUCAAAACCAAGGAGGAGGAGGCGACACCAGGGGAGAGGAGUCAAAACCAAGGAGGAGGAGGCGACACCAGGGGAGAGGAGUCAAAACCAAGGAGGAGGAGGCGACACCAGGGGAGAGGAGUCAAAACCAAGGAGGAGGAGGCGACACCAGGGGAGAGGAGUCAAAACCAAGGAGGAGGAGGCGACACCAGGGGAGAGGAGUCAAAACCAAGGAGGAGGAGGCGACACCAGGGGAGAGGAGUCAAAACCAAGGAGGAGGAGGCGACACCAGGGGAGAGGAGUCAAAACCAAGGAGGAGGAGGCGACACCAGGGGAGAGGAGUCAAAACCAAGGAGGAGGAGGCGACACCAGGGGAGAGGAGUCAAAACCAAGGAGGAGGAGGCGACACCAGGGGAGAGGAGUCAAAACCAAGGAGGAGGAGGCGACACCAGGGGAGAGGAGUCAAAACCAAGGAGGAGGAGGCGACACCAGGGGAGAGGAGUCAAAACCAAGGAGGAGGAGGCGACACCAGGGGAGAGGAGUCAAAACCAAGGAGGAGGAGGCGACACCAGGGGAGAGGAGUCAAAACCAAGGAGGAGGAGGCGACACCAGGGGAGAGGAGUCAAAACCAAGGAGGAGGAGGCGACACCAGGGGAGAGGAGUCAAAACCAAGGAGGAGGAGGCGACACCAGGGGAGAGGAGUCAAAACCAAGGAGGAGGAGGCGACACCAGGGGAGAGGAGUCAAAACCAAGGAGGAGGAGGCGACACCAGGGGAGAGGAGUCAAAACCAAGGAGGAGGAGGCGACACCAGGGGAGAGGAGUCAAAACCAAGGAGGAGGAGGCGACACCAGGGGAGAGGAGUCAAAACCAAGGAGGAGGAGGCGACACCAGGGGAGAGGAGUCAAAACCAAGGAGGAGGAGGCGACACCAGGGGAGAGGAGUCAAAACCAAGGAGGAGGAGGCGACACCAGGGGAGAGGAGUCAAAACCAAGGAGGAGGAGGCGACACCAGGGGAGAGGAGUCAAAACCAAGGAGGAGGAGGCGACACCAGGGGAGAGGAGUCAAAACCAAGGAGGAGGAGGCGACACCAGGGGAGAGGAGUCAAAACCAAGGAGGAGGAGGCGACACCAGGGGAGAGGAGUCAAAACCAAGGAGGAGGAGGCGACACCAGGGGAGAGGAGUCAAAACCAAGGAGGAGGAGGCGACACCAGGGGAGAGGAGUCAAAACCAAGGAGGAGGAGGCGACACCAGGGGAGAGGAGUCAAAACCAAGGAGGAGGAGGCGACACCAGGGGAGAGGAGUCAAAACCAAGGAGGAGGAGGCGACACCAGGGGAGAGGAGUCAAAACCAAGGAGGAGGAGGCGACACCAGGGGAGAGGAGUCAAAACCAAGGAGGAGGAGGCGACACCAGGGGAGAGGAGUCAAAACCAAGGAGGAGGAGGCGACACCAGGGGAGAGGAGUCAAAACCAAGGAGGAGGAGGCGACACCAGGGGAGAGGAGUCAAAACCAAGGAGGAGGAGGCGACACCAGGGGAGAGGAGUCAAAACCAAGGAGGAGGAGGCGACACCAGGGGAGAGGAGUCAAAACCAAGGAGGAGGAGGCGACACCAGGGGAGAGGAGUCAAAACCAAGGAGGAGGAGGCGACACCAGGGGAGAGGAGUCAAAACCAAGGAGGAGGAGGCGACACCAGGGGAGAGGAGUCAAAACCAAGGAGGAGGAGGCGACACCAGGGGAGAGGAGUCAAAACCAAGGAGGAGGAGGCGACACCAGGGGAGAGGAGUCAAAACCAAGGAGGAGGAGGCGACACCAGGGGAGAGGAGUCAAAACCAAGGAGGAGGAGGCGACACCAGGGGAGAGGAGUCAAAACCAAGGAGGAGGAGGCGACACCAGGGGAGAGGAGUCAAAACCAAGGAGGAGGAGGCGACACCAGGGGAGAGGAGUCAAAACCAAGGAGGAGGAGGCGACACCAGGGGAGAGGAGUCAAAACCAAGGAGGAGGAGGCGACACCAGGGGAGAGGAGUCAAAACCAAGGAGGAGGAGGCGACACCAGGGGAGAGGAGUCAAAACCAAGGAGGAGGAGGCGACACCAGGGGAGAGGAGUCAAAACCAAGGAGGAGGAGGCGACACCAGGGGAGAGGAGUCAAAACCAAGGAGGAGGAGGCGACACCAGGGGAGAGGAGUCAAAACCAAGGAGGAGGAGGCGACACCAGGGGAGAGGAGUCAAAACCAAGGAGGAGGAGGCGACACCAGGGGAGAGGAGUCAAAACCAAGGAGGAGGAGGCGACACCAGGGGAGAGGAGUCAAAACCAAGGAGGAGGAGGCGACACCAGGGGAGAGGAGUCAAAACCAAGGAGGAGGAGGCGACACCAGGGGAGAGGAGUCAAAACCAAGGAGGAGGAGGCGACACCAGGGGAGAGGAGUCAAAACCAAGGAGGAGGAGGCGACACCAGGGGAGAGGAGUCAAAACCAAGGAGGAGGAGGCGACACCAGGGGAGAGGAGUCAAAACCAAGGAGGAGGAGGCGACACCAGGGGAGAGGAGUCAAAACCAAGGAGGAGGAGGCGACACCAGGGGAGAGGAGUCAAAACCAAGGAGGAGGAGGCGACACCAGGGGAGAGGAGUCAAAACCAAGGAGGAGGAGGCGACACCAGGGGAGAGGAGUCAAAACCAAGGAGGAGGAGACGACACCAGGGGAGAGGAGUCAAAACCAAGGAGGAGGAGGGCGACACCAGGGGAGAGGAGUCAAAACCAAGGAGGAGGAGGUGAACACCAGGGGAGAGGAGGUCAAAACCAAGAGGAGGAGGAAGGCGACACGCAGGGGAGAGGAGUCAAAACCAAGGAGGAGGAGGCGACACCAGGGGAGAGGAGUCAAACCAAGGAGGAGGAGGCGAGACCAGGGGAGAGGAGUCAAAACCAAGGGAGGAGGAGGCGACACCAGGGGAGAGGAGUCAAAACCAAGGAGGAGGAGGCGACACCAGGGGAGAGGAGUCAAAACCAAGGAGGGAGGAGGCCAACACCAGGGGAGAGGAGUCAAAACCAAGGAGGAGGAGGCGACACCAGGGGAGAGGAGUCAAAACCAAGGAGGAGGAGGCGACACCAGGGGAGGGGGGGGGGAGAGGAGUCAAACCAAGGAGGAGGAGGACGACACCGAGGGGAGAGGAGUCAAAACCAGAGGAGGAGGAGGCGACACCAGGGAGAGGAGUCAAAACCAAGGAGAGGAAGGCGACAGCAGGGGAUAGGAGUCAAAACCAAGGGAGGAGGAGCGACACCAGGGGAGAGGAGUCAAAACCAAGGAGGAGGAGGCGACACCAGGGGAGAGGAGUCAAAACCAAGGAGGAGGAGGCGACACCAGGGAGAGGAGUCAAAACCAAGGAGGAGGAGGCGACACCAGGGGAGAGGAGUCAAAACCAAGGAGGAGGAGGCGACACCAGGGGAGAGGAGUCAAAACCAAGGAGGAGGAGGCGACACCAGGGGAGAGGAGUCAAAACCAAGGAGGAGGAGGCGACACCAGGGGAGAGGAGUCAAAACCAAGGAGGAGGAGGCGACACCAGGGGAGAGGAGUCAAAACCAAGGAGGAGGAGGCGACACCAGGGGAGAGGAGUCAAAACCAAGGAGGAGGAGGCGACACCAGGGGAGAGGAGUCAAAACCAAGGAGGAGGAGGCGACACCAGGGGAGAGGAGUCAAAACCAAGGAGGAGGAGGCGACACCAGGGGAGAGGAGUCAAAACCAAGGAGGAGGAGGCGACACCAGGGGAGAGGAGUCAAAACCAAGGAGGAGGAGGCGACACCAGGGGAGAGGAGUCAAAACCAAGGAGGAGGAGGCGACACCAGGGGAGAGGAGUCAAAACCAAGGAGGAGGAGGCGACACCAGGGGAGAGGAGUCAAAACCAAGGAGGAGGAGGCGACACCAGGGGAGAGGAGUCAAAACCAAGGAGGAGGAGGCGACACCAGGGGAGAGGAGUCAAAACCAAGGAGGAGGAGGCGACACCAGGGGAGAGGAGUCAAAACCAAGGAGGAGGAGGCGACACCAGGGGAGAGGAGUCAAAACCAAGGAGGAGGAGGCGACACCAGGGGAGAGGAGUCAAAACCAAGGAGGAGGAGGCGACACCAGGGGAGAGGAGUCAAAACCAAGAGGAGGAGGCGACACCAGGGGAGAGGAGUCAAAACCAAGGAGGAGGAGGCGACACCAGGGGAGAGGAGUCAAAACCAAGGAGGAGGAGGCGACACCAGGGGAGAGGAGUCAAAACCAAGGAGGAGGAGGCGACACCAGGGGAGAGGAGUCAAAACCAAGGAGGAGGAGGCGACACCAGGGGAGAGGAGUCAAAACCAGGGAGGAGGAGGCGACACCAGGGGAGAGGAGUCAAAACCAAGGAGGAGGAGGCGACACCAGGGGAGAGGAGUCAAAACCAAGGAGGAGGAGGCGACACCAGGGGGAGAGGAGUCAAAACCAAGGAGAGGAGAGGCGACACCAGGGGAGAGGAGUCAAAACCAAGAGGAGGAGGCGACACCAGGGGGAGAGGAGUCAAAACCAAGGAGGAGGAGGCGACACCAGGGGAGAGGAGUCAAAACCAAGGAGGAGGAGGCGAUACCAGGGGGAGAGGAGUCAAACCAAGGAGGAGGAGGCGACACAGGGGGAGAGGAGUCAAAACCAAGGAGGAUGGAGGGCGACACCAGGGGAGAGGAUGUCAAAACCAAGGAGGAGGAGCCGACACCAGGGGAGAGGAGUCAAAACCAAGGAGGAGGAGGCGACACCAGGGAGAGGAGUCAAAACCAAGGAGGAGGAGGAACCCCAGGGAGAGGAGUCAAACCAAGGAGGAGGAGGCGACACCAGGGGAGAGGAGUCAAAACCAAGGAGGAGGAGCGACACCAGGGUAGAGGAGUCAAAACCAAGGAGGAGGAAGGCGACACCAGGGGAGAGGAGUCAAAACCAAGGAGGAGGAGGCGACACCAGGGGAGAGGAGUCAAAACCAAGGAGGAGGAGGCGACACCAGGGGAGAGGAGUCAAAACCAAGGAGGAGGAGGCGACACCAAGGGGAGAGGAGUCAAAACCAGGAGGAGGAGGCGACACCAGGGGAGAGGAGUCAAAACCAAGGAGGAGGAGGCGACACCAGGGGAGAGGAGUCAAAACCAAGGGAGGAGGAGGCGACACCAGGGGAGAGGAGUCAAAACCAAGGAGGAGGAGGCGACACCAGGGGAGAGGAGUCAAAACCAAGGAGGAGGAGGCGACACCAGGGGAGAGGAGUCAAAACCAAGGAGGAGGAGGCGACACCAGGGGAGAGGAGUCAAAACCAAGGAGGAGGAAGGAGGCGACACCAGGGGAGAGGAGUCAAAAACCAGGGAGGAGGAGGCGACACCAGGGGAGAGGAGUCAAAACCAAGGAGGAGGAGGCGACACCAGGGGAGAGGAGUCAAAACUAAGGAGGAGGAGGCGACACCAGGGGAGAGGAAGUCAAAACCAAGGAGGAGGAGGCGACACCAGGGGAGACGGAGAAAACCAAGAGGAGGAGGCGACACCAGGGGAGAGGAGUCAAAACCAAGGAGGAGGAGGCGACACCAGGGGAGAGGAGUCAAAACCAAGGAGGAGGAGGCGACACCCAGGGGAGAGGAGUCAAAACCAAGGAGGAGGAGGCGACACCAGGGGAGAGGAGUCAAAACCAAGGAGGAGGAGGCGACACCAGGGGAGAGGAGUCAAAACCAAGAGAGGAGGAGGCGACACCAGGGGAGAGGAGUCAAAACCAAGGAGGAGGAGGCGACACCAGGGGAGAGGAGUCAAAACCAAGGAGGAGGAGGCGACACCAGGGGAGAGGAGUCAAAACCAAGGAGGAGGAGGCGACACCAGGGGAGAGGAGUCAAACCAAGGAGGAGGAGGCGGACACCAGGGGAGAGGAGUCAAAACCAAGGAGGAGGAGGCGACACCAGGGGAGAGGAGUCAAAACCAAGGAGGAGGAGGCGACACCAGGGGAGAGGAGUCAAAACCAAGGAGGAGGAGGCGACACCAGGGGAGAGGAGUCAAAACCAAGGAGGAGGAGGCGACACCAGGGGAGAGGAGUCAAAACCAAGGAGGAGGAGGCGACACCAGGGGAGAGGAGUCAAAACCAAGGAGGAGGAGGCGACACCAGGGGAGAGGAGUCAAAACCAAGGAGGAGGAGGCGACACCAGGGGAGAGGAGUCAAAACCAAGGAGGAGGAGGCGACACCAGGGGAGAGGAGUCAAAACCAAGGAGGAGGAGGCGACACCAGGGGAGAGGAGUCAAAACCAAGGAGGAGGAGGCGACACCAGGGGAGAGGAGUCAAAACCAAGGAGGAGGAGGCGACACCAGGGGAGAGGAGUCAAAACCAAGGAGGAGGAGGCGACACCAGGGGAGAGGAGUCAAAACCAAGGAGGAGGAGGCGACACCAGGGGAGAGGAGUCAAAACCAAGGAGGAGGAGGCGACACCAGGGGAGAGGAGUCAAAACCAAGGAGGAGGAGGCGACACCAGGGGAGAGGAGUCAAAACCAAGGAGGAGGAGGCGACACCAGGGGAGAGGAGUCAAAACCAAGGAGGAGGAGGCGACACCAGGGGAGAGGAGUCAAAACCAAGGAGGAGGAGGCGACACCAGGGGAGAGGAGUCAAAACCAAGGAGGAGGAGGCGACACCAGGGGAGAGGAGUCAAAACCAAGGAGGAGGAGGCGACACCAGGGGAGAGGAGUCAAAACCAGAGAGAGGCGACCAGGGAGGAGUCAAAACCAAGGAGGAGGAGGCGACACCAGGGAGAGGAGUCAAAACCAAGGAGGAGGAGGCGACACCAGGGGAGAGGAGUCAAAACCAAGGAGGAGGAGGCGACACCAGGGGAGAGGAGUCAAAACCAAGGAGGAGGAGGCGACACCAGGGGAGAGGAGUCAAAACCAAGGAGGAGGAGGCGACACCAGGGGAGAGGAGUCAAAACCAAGGAGGAGGAGGCGACACCAGGGGAGAGGAGUCAAAACCAAGGAGGAGGAGGCGACACCAGGGGAGAGGAGUCAAAACCAAGGAGGAGGAGGCGACACCAGGGGAGAGGAGUCAAAACCAAGGAGGAGGAGGCGACACCAGGGGAGAGGAGUCAAAACCAAGGAGGAGGAGGCGACACCAGGGGAGAGGAGUCAAAACCAAGGAGGAGGAGGCGACACCAGGGGAGAGGAGUCAAAACCAAGGAGGAGGAGGCGACACCAGGGGAGAGGAGUCAAAACCAAGGAGGAGGAGGCGACACCAAGGGGAGAGGAGUCAAACAAGGAGGAGGAGGCGACACCAGGGGAGAGGAGUCAAAACCAAGGAGGAGGAGGCGAACACCAGGGGAGAGGAGUCAAAACCCAAGGGAGGAGGAGGCGACACCAGGGAGGAGGAGGCGACCCAGGGAGAGGAGUCAAAACCAAGGAGGAGGAGGCGACACAGGGGAGAGGAAGUCAAAACCAAGGGAGGAGGAGGGCGACACCAGGGGAGAGAGGAGUCAAAACCAAGGAGGAGGAGGCGAAACCAGGGGAGAGAGUCAAAACCAAGGAGGAGGAGGCGCAGACCAGGGGAGAGGAGGAUUCAAACCAAGGAGGAGGAGGCGACACCAGGGGAGAGGAGUCAAAACCAAGGAGGAGGAGGCGACACCAGGGAGAGGAGUCAAAACCAAGGAGGAGGAGGCGACACCAGGGGAGAGGAGUCAAAACCAAGGAGGAGGAGGCGACACCAGGGGAGAGGAGUCAAAACCAAGGAGGAGGAGGCGACACCAGGGGAGAGGAGUCAAAACCAAGGAGGAGGAGGCGACACCAGGGGAGAGGAGUCAAAACCAAGGAGGAGGAGGCGACACCAGGGGAGAGGAGUCAAAACCAAGGAGGAGGAGGCGACACCAGGGGAGAGGAGUCAAAACCAAGGAGGAGGAGGGCGACACCAGGGGAGAGGAGUCAAAACCAAGGAGGAGGAGGCGACACCAGGGGAGAGGAGUCAAAACCAAGGAGGAGGAGGCGACACCAGGGGAGAGGAGUCAAAACCAAGGAGGAGGAGGCGACACCAGGGGAGAGGAGUCAAAACCAAGGAGGAGGAGGCGACACCAGGGGAGAGGAGUCAAAACCAAGGAGGAGGAGGCGACAACCAGGGGAGAGGAGUCAAAACCAAGGAGGAGGAGGCGACACCAGGGGAGAGGAGUCAAAACCAAGGAGGAGGAGGCGACACCAGGGGAGAGGAGUCAAAACCAAGGAAGGAGGAGGCGACACCAGGGGAGAGUAUCAAAACCAAGGAGGAGGAGGCGACACCAGGGGAGAGGAGUCAAAACCCAAGGAGGAGGAGGCGACACCAGGGGAGAGGAGUCAAAACCAAGGAGGAGGAUGCGAACACCAGGGCGAGAGGAGUCAAACCAAGGAGGAGGAUGCGACACCAGGGGAGAGGAGUCAAAACCAAGGAGGAGGAUGCGACACCAGGGGAGAGGAGUCAAAACCAAGGAGGAGGAUGCGACACCAGGGGGAGGAGUCAAAACCAAGGAGGAGGAGGCAACACCAGGGGAGAGGAGUCAAAACCAAGGAGGAGGAGGCAACACCAGGGGAGGAGGCAAACCAAGGAGGAGGCGGCGACACCCAGGGGAGAGGAGUCAAAACCAAGGAGGAGGAGGCGACACCAGGGGAGAGGAGUAAAAACCAAGGAGGAGGAGGCAACACCAGGGGAGAGGAGUCAAAACCAAGGAGGAGGAAGUCAAAACCAAGGAGGAGGAGGCGACACCAGGGGAGAGGAGUCAAAACCAAGGAGGAGGAGGCGACACCAGGGGAGAGGAGUCAAAACCAAGGAGGAGGAGGCGACUCCAGGGGAGAGGAGUCAAAACCAAGGAGGAGGAGGCGACACCAGGGGAGAGGAGUCAAAACCAAGGAGGAGGAGGCGACACCAGGGGAGAGGAGUCAAAACCAAGGAGGAGGAGGCGACACCAGGGGAGAGGAGUCAAAACCAAGGAGGAGGAGGCGACACCAGGGGAGAGGAGUCAAAACCAAGGAGGAGGAGGCGACACCAGGGGAGAGGAGUCAAAACCAAGGAGGAGGAGGCGACACCAGGGGAGAGGAGUCAAAACCAAGGAGGAGGAGGCGACACCAGGGGAGAGGAGUCAAAACCAAGGAGGAGGAGGCGACACCAGGGGAGAGGAGUCAAAACCAAGGAGGAGGAGGCGACACCAGGGGAAAGGAGUCAAAACCAGGGAGGAGGAGGCGACACCAGGGGAGAGGAGUCAAAACCAAGGAGGAGGAUGCAACACCAGGGGAGAGGAGUCAAAACCAAGGAGGAGGAGGCGACACCAGGGGAGAGGAGUCAAAACCAAGGAGGAGGAGAAGGCGACACCAGGGGAGAGGAGUCAAAACCAAGGAGGAGGAGGCCACUCCAGGGGAGAGGAGUCAAAACCAAGGAGGAGGAGGCGACACCAGGGGAGAGGAGUCAAAACCAAGGAGGAGGAGGCGACACCAGGGGAGAGGAGUCAAAACCAAGGAGGAGGAGGCGACACCAGGGGAGAGGAGUCAAAACCAAGGAGGAGGAGGCGACACCAGGGGAGAGGAGUCAAAACCAAGGAGGAGGAGGCGACACCAGGGGAGAGGAGUCAAAACCAAGGAGGAGGAGGCGACAUCAGGGGAGAGGAGUCAAAACCAAGGAGGAGGAGACGACACCAGGGGAGAGGAGUCAAAACCAAGGAGGAGGAGGCGACACCAUUGGAGAGGAGUCAAAACUAAGGAGGAGGAGGCGACACCAGGGGAGAGGAGUCAAAACCAAGGAGGAGGAGGCAACACCAGGGGAGAGGAGUCAAAACCAAGGAGGAGGAGGCAACACCAGGGGAGAGGAGUCAAAACCAAGGAGGAGGAGGCGACACCAGGGGAGAGGAGUCAAAACCAACGAGGAGGAGGCGCCACCAGGGGAGAGGAGUCAAAACCAAGGAGGAGGAGGCGACACCAGGGGAGAGGAGUCAAAACCAAGGAUGAGGAGGCGAGACCAGGAGAGAGGAGUCAAAACCAAGGAGGAGGAGGCGAGACCAGGGGAGAGGAGUCAAAACCAAGGAGCAGGAGGCAACACCAGGGGAGAGGAGUCAAAACCAAGGAGGAGGAGGCGACACCAGGGGAGAGGAGUCAAAACCAAGGAGGAGGAGGCGACAUCAGGGGAGAGGAGUCAAAACCAAGGAGGAGGAGACGACACCAGGGGAGAGGAGUCAAAACCAAGGAGGAGGAGGCGCCACCAGGGGAGAGGAGUCAAAACCAAGGAGGAGGAUGCGACACCAGGGGAGAGGAGUCAAAACCAAGGAGGAGGAGGCGAGACCAGGAGAGAGGAGUCAAAACCAAGGAGGAGGAGGCGAGACCAGGGGAGAGGAGUCAAAACCAAGGAGGAGGAGGCAACACCAGGGGAGAGGAGUCAAAACCAAGGAGGAGGAGGUGACACCAGGGGAGAGGAGUCAAAACCAAGGAGGAGGAGGCGACACCAGGGGAGAGGAGUCAAAACCAAGGAGGAGGAGGCGACACCAGGGGAGAGGAGUCAAAACCAAGGAGGAGGAGGCGACACCAGGGGAGAGGAGUCAAAACCAAGGAGGAGGAGGCGACACCAGGGGAGAGGAGUCGAAACCAAGGAGGAGGAGGCGACACCAGGGGAGAGGAGUCAAAACCAAGGAGGAGGAGGCGACACCAGGGGAGAGGAGUCAAAACCAAGGAGGAGGAGGCGACACCAGGGGAGAGGAGUCAAAACCAAGGAGGAGGAGGCGACACCAGGGGAGAGGAGUCAAAACCAAGGAGGAGGAGGCAACACCAGGGGAGAGGAGUCAAAACCAAGGAGGAGGAGGUGA
Messenger RNA from Closterium sp. Naga37s-1, 27793 nucleotides. NCBI's taxonomy places the organism in Eukaryota, Viridiplantae, Streptophyta, Zygnematophyceae, Desmidiales, Closteriaceae. The record is from the annotation of a GenBank genome assembly.